AUGAUGCUGCCUGCUCUGAAGGAAGAGAAGCGACUUAAGAGAGUGGAGUGGAAUGGACAAUUCCAGGACUCCGGAGAACUGAAGGGUAUUAUUUCGCUAUACAGUGGAGCUUCGUUCUCCAAGAAGGACGUUAUCUGCUCACCCGGCUAUAAAUGCAGUAAAUCUCUGCAGCAUCCCGGGGCCAUCAAGUUCCUGGAUGAACUUGGGGGUAAUGAAACGCCUUUCCGGCCCCUUGUUGUAUCCCAUGAGGGAUACUUGUUGGCGCCAUCCAAAGGAUGGAGACCACCGCAUCGAUGGCAACAAGGUCCGGCACGCACUCCCAAACAGAACCUGAACUGGACAGAAAGGGAAAACGCAGAGCUAUCGGCGAAAACCAGCAGCGCGGCAGUGACGAGGAAGAGAGAUUUUACCACGAUCGACAUGAGGCUGGAAACACCAUCCUUACAAGGAGAUCUUAGCUUUUCCUCAUUCACAGGUAACCGAUUACUUUUCACCACGGGACGUAUGGCGAGGCGUAAUCGGGAGGAUGCCCAUACUACUGGCACCAUCAAUGACGGCGCCGCUACGGCAUCGCUUGAGUGUUGGGUUUACCUCCCAACCUGCAUUGGACAGCGCAUUUAUAUCUGA
Messenger RNA from Guyanagaster necrorhizus, 627 nucleotides. RefSeq lists its product as uncharacterized. The transcript has 5 exons. The record is from RefSeq and is a predicted model, not a curated record. Lineage: Eukaryota; Fungi; Basidiomycota; Agaricomycetes; Agaricales; Physalacriaceae. Bases 1 to 627 code for a protein of 208 amino acids.